Molecule: messenger RNA, 547 nt
Organism: Gamsiella multidivaricata
Lineage: Eukaryota; Fungi; Mortierellomycota; Mortierellomycetes; Mortierellales; Mortierellaceae
Exons: 1
Coding region: 169-462 (97 amino acids)
Source: RefSeq, a predicted model, not a curated record
CAACAAAUUCAUGGUGCAGCAACUCGCCCGUUGUCUUGUGGAGGAAAGGAGCCCAGUCGACCAAUGGACCGAGCAUCUGGGUCGAGUGACAUGGACAUGGUGAGUGCAUCAACCACAAGUUGCGGGAUGAAUUCCCUCGGGACUGGAUGACAGUUGAGACUCAAUAACAUGUGGCUGCGUACGAUCCUCUUUUUAACUGUCCCUCCAAUUCUCGGACGUACGAGAGGCGAUCUCUUUCCAGGGUACCUUCAUCCUCCUGCUCAAAAUGGAAUGGGUCCCGUUCGUUCUGCAUCGGUUGGCGGGCCAUCUGGCCGAACACUGCUCCGUAGGACGACACAGGUUGGGAAGCCUGUAUUGCUUUACGACAACGGAUGCAGCAAGAACAAGCCCCGGAAAUUAGAACCUCGAGGAAAGGACCGUACUGGGUGCACUCCAGGUUGGCUGGAGGUGCUUACCGAUUAAAUAAGGUAAAAGUUGGGCGGCUCUGGCUAUAUCGAAGUGGAAGGGUCAUCAAUUAUGAAAGGCUGGCUGAGUAUGUGGAAAGAGG